CAUUACGAGUGACCUGCGCAUUGCCCACGCGCCUCUCAGUUCCACAACUUAUUUCUAGACUUGCGGACAUUACUACAAAAAUAUUGCUCCAGUGCCUAAGUGAUUACAAGUGCCGGAAUUGAUUAGGAAGUGAAAAUGGAGGUGCUAAAUAGGCUAGUGGCAGGCUACCAUGACCUGAUGGACAACAAGAGUGACCCCAGGGUGAAGGAUUGGCUGCUGAUGUCCUCCCCGUUCCCCACCCUGGCGAUCUGCCUCACAUACGUGUUCACGGUCAAAGUACUGGGGCCAAAGCUAAUGGAAAAUAGGAAACCUUUUGAGCUGAAGAAUACACUCAUAUGGUACAAUUUGUUUCAAGUGAUAUUUAGCUGCUGGCUUUUCUACGAGAGCGUAGCAAAUGGCUGGUUCACAUCAUACAGUUUUCGGUGUCAACCUGUGGACUACUCAAGGUCUCCCACCGCAAUGAGGAUGGCCAGCGGAUGUUGGUGGUAUUACUUCUCGAAGUUCACAGAGUUCUUCGACACAAUCUUCUUCGUGAUGCGUAAGAAGUUCGACCACGUGUCGAAGCUGCAUGUGAUCCACCACGGCAUCAUGCCCAUGUCGGUCUGGUUCGGAGUCAAGUUCACUCCAGGCGGUCACUCGACUUUCUUCGGGAUGCUGAACACAUUCGUGCACAUCGUCAUGUACUCGUACUACCUCUUGGCGGCCCUCGGUCCUCAGGUGCAGAAGUAUCUGUGGUGGAAGAAAUACCUCACCGCCCUGCAGAUGGUCCAAUUCGUGAUGGUGUUCAUCCACGCCUUCCAGUUAUUGUUCAUCGACUGCGACUACCCGCGCGCCUUCGUCUGGUGGAUCGGAAUGCACGCAGUUCUAUUCUACUAUCUCUUCUCCGACUUCUACAAGCAGGCCUACAAGAAGAAGUCCAACAAUGCCAAAGCCAAGGUCAAGGUGGAGAUCGAAUCAUCGAAAUCAGAACCAAAAGAGAUGAAGCUGCCAUUAUUGAAUGGUUUUGCCAAUGGUUCAGCGCUCAGUGACGUCCGGCAAAGGAUGGCCGGAGCGGUCGCGUCGCAGUGACCCGACCUCUGGAUUAGUGAACUUAGCAUAUCAUAGACUUGACUGGUGACCCUGAGUGCUGGGAACAAUAUUCGAAUCCGAUGAACGUGGCUCUAAAGAUGGUGACUGAUGGAGUUGGAAAAUAAUUUUUAGAGAAACUUAUGAGUUCUAUUAUAGUCAAAAUAAUACACUAAAAGUGAUCCGUGAGUAAGUCCCUAUUUCUCCGAAAACUAUGUAAGUGUGAGCUUUCGAGUCUUGGUGAUAGUACCUACACUUCAUAGGUGCAUACGUCGACAUUCGCGGUAUAAGCUGUGGAGGAGAAUAGUUUUAUUUGAUUAUAAAUUCUAUUUUACUACAAAUCAAGAGUACAAAGAAACCUCAAAUGUUUGUCCCUCCCUUGUAAGAAAACAAACUGGACUUUUACGAAACGUUAUUAUAAUCCAUCUCAAUGAUAUUUUAGGAUAUCUAAUGCGAUAGAACCUUUUGAUUAAGCAGGUUACCACAGUUUGUUUUCGACGAAAUAACGCUCAAUUAAUUUAAGUUAUUGCUAUAGUGUAGUUAUUUGGAUAGGUUAGUAUUGGUAAUUUAUUAAAAUUGAUAAUCCAGUAAGUUAUCGAAUACGACUUGUAUGGUAUUAUUUAUUUCGACGGCUAUGGACGAUCAGAGCUUCCAUGUUGUCGUAUUUUUAUAUUUUUGUUACUUAAGUAGAUAUUAAAUUAGUAUAAAGUUUUUGUAUUAGAAAUUUAUGACAAUGAACAUUUAGGUUUGUUUUCAUUUUGGCGAUAUUAUGCCCGUCAUAAAAUAUUAAGUAGAAGAUACUAAAAUGUGAUUUUUAAUAUGAAUUGCUGAUAUUACAUGAUUUUUACUAAACAUUUGCUUAUGUUUCUAUUAAAUAGAAGUUUAAAAUCACAUAACCAUUUUGUAAACUACUAAAUAUUGUAUUUAUACAAAAUAAGUAUAUUAUUACGCCAAAUGACAGUCCGUUUGAUUAGAGAGUCAAAAUCCGUUAGAUUCUUGUGUUUGUAUAAACAUUAGAUAGGCAGAUUUUUAAAGUCGACAUAGAUUCAAUAACGUUUUGAUCCAGCUAUGGCUAUGGUGACCUAAUAAAAUUUGCGUGUUUAUCUAAAGUUUUAUCUGAAAACAAUACAUAUCUCUAGUAUUGACGAACACUCUAUAUUUACUUAGUUUACUUAUUGAUAAGGUUAUAGACGGGCCAGUAAAAUUAAUCUAAAAUCUACAGUAGGAAUUAUGGACCUACUUCUGUAUAAUUGUAAAUAUAUGCAUAAAAUUUAUGGCACAUUCAUUGGUAAAAUGUCCGUAACAAAUUGUGAUAUUUGUCUAAUAAAAAAUACCAUUUA
Ostrinia nubilalis (European corn borer) is the source of this 2405-nucleotide messenger RNA. RefSeq names its product very long chain fatty acid elongase AAEL008004 (gene Elovl7). The record is from RefSeq and is a predicted model, not a curated record. NCBI's taxonomy places the organism in Eukaryota, Metazoa, Arthropoda, Insecta, Lepidoptera, Crambidae. Gene Ontology annotation, cellular component: endoplasmic reticulum membrane. Gene Ontology annotation, molecular function: fatty acid elongase activity. Gene Ontology annotation, biological process: fatty acid elongation, saturated fatty acid; fatty acid elongation, polyunsaturated fatty acid; fatty acid elongation, monounsaturated fatty acid. The transcript has 9 exons. Bases 136 to 1068 code for a protein of 310 amino acids.